Molecule: messenger RNA, 1086 nt
Organism: Cuscuta epithymum
Lineage: Eukaryota; Viridiplantae; Streptophyta; Magnoliopsida; Solanales; Convolvulaceae
Source: the annotation of a GenBank genome assembly
CCGCCGUGAUUCUGUUCUACUGCCGAGUAUAUUGGGAUUUCGCUGUUUUCCCUCGUCGCCACCGAAAACAGCAGCAAGAGCCUCCGCAGAAUACGCCGUCUUCUUGCUCGACGUCCUCUGCUUCUCCCACGAAAUCUGUUGCACGUUUUUUACAAAGAAGAAGCAGGCGUAUGUUAUGGCCAGACGUCCUUUGCAGCUCUUCGUAAGUAGAUUAUCAUUUUAUACAACGAAUGAGAAGUUGAGGGCCUUAUUUUUGCCUUUUGGCGAGCUUAAAGAAGCGAGACUUUUGGUGGACUCUAAAACUCGGAGACCCAAAGGAUUUGGAUUUGUGACCUUUGAAUCUGAAACCGAUGCUCAUAAUGCUUUGAAGGCUUUGAAUGGAAAGAUUAUUGAUGGAAGAAUGGUUUUUGUGGAAGUUGCUAAGACCCCUGGACCUGGGGAGAGUUAGCUGGUAGGAGUCAUGCUAAGUCAAAACCAGAAACCUCAUUUUGGAAUGGAGGGAGUGAUAAUACUUUGACACAUGGCAAGUUCAUUAAGUGCUUUGUGCCAUCCUACUACCCCAAAAUAAAAACUAAGAUAUUUUGUGUAGUGAUUUGAAAACAAAAAGAACUAGGACUUUAUCCAUUGUUGAAUGUAAAAGCUAACAAUUAACAUAAAGUUGAUAGAUAAUGUCUAUGUUUGCUAGAUAAAGUCUAUGUGCAUUUAUAUCUCAUUUAUAUAUUUAAUUCUCAAAUACUUUGUGCGCCUAUCACAGUAACCCUCUGAGGCCCCUCCUACACCAAUGCUUUUGUGCGGUUGUGCCUGUCCGGCUGUCCCUAAAGACGACUUUACAUUCCACCUUUCAAGAUCCUACAAUGAUUUGGGUUUACUAAAUUUGAUUUGUCAUUUGUUUUGUAAUCUGUAGGAUAGUGCAGUGUUACACACGUCAGAAUUUUAUAUUUUACUUUCACAAUGAGGAUAUUGAGUGAUUAUAUAGUAUUUAUAGCAUAGCUUGAUAGCUACAUGCAUUUUUAAUGCCAAAAGUUGCACAGUGGAUAAUUAGAUGAAACUUGACGUCAUAAUUUAUUUACUACCUUGGUUCCAUUU